This is a messenger RNA of Penicillium cataractarum, 594 nucleotides long. RefSeq lists its product as uncharacterized. The record is from RefSeq and is a predicted model, not a curated record. The transcript is spliced from 4 exons. Lineage: Eukaryota; Fungi; Ascomycota; Eurotiomycetes; Eurotiales; Aspergillaceae. Bases 1 to 594 code for a protein of 197 amino acids.
AUGCCGGCGCCUUUUCCAAUUGAAUACCGACAUUUGGACAUAACAGCAAGUCGCGUGGCGGCCGCCCUGCGUGCGAACAAUAUCGGUCAUGUCUUCUGCGAUAUCGAUGUCAUUACUGACAAAAAUCCCGCGGAUGCGUUGAAUUCCAUGCCGGAAUUCACUCGUAUUUCACAAGGUUACUGGGAACAUCGCUGGGGCUUCAAAUUCUGCGGCAUCACGGUCCAGGUGGAUUUUAUGAAGUCUCCCUUUAAUAACAAAGAACGGUGGAUCCCAAGCCCCAGCGAUGCACUUGUAAUCAAUGCUCUCCCGGCAAAUUACCCUGGUCGUUCCCUUCAAGUCCCUGUGAAAAUCAUGUACCCGUCCAUGCUAACCAGAUUCGCACUCAAGCUCAUCUCAUGGACAUCAUGGCAGGGCUGCGAUGGCUUUGGAAGCUUCUCUAUUCUUGCGAAGCUUUAUCGGGAUCACAAGGAGUCGCGGCCUCUGCUCGCCGCGAUUCUCCCACCUCAUGAUCUGAAACGCGUUCUUGAAUCGGAUUCCAUUGAUGAAUCGGAUUCCGAUUGCUAUGAUGAAGAUGAUUCGUCCGAUGAGUCUUGA